GAUAAAAAAGGUGAAGUCUGAAUAGUAAAAACAGAAACACGAAGACAGAAAAUGUCGCCCUUCUUUAGACAGAUGGUUGCAGUGAGCGGCGUGGUGUUGUACAUGAUUGGUACGGGCGCUAACAUCGCGUACCCCGGAGUACUACUACAACAGCUCCGUCUUCCCGACUCCGCUAUGCAUCUCACACCAGAACACGAAUCCUGGAUAGCUUCAAUCCUCGGCCUGGCUCUGAUCUCGGGUAUCUUGGUGGCGCCUUUCAGCCUGCAGAAGUUGGGCCGGAAGCUGACCAACCAGCUGAGCACGUUGCCUGCUAUGGGGGGUUGGGCACUGCUGGUGGCUGCUAAGGGACCAGCUGCACUACUCGCUAGUCGAUCUUUGCAGGGUUUUGCUAUGGGUCUUCAAGCAGCAGCAGCACCAGUGACCAUCGCGGAGUACUCCUCACCGAAGUAUCGAGGAGCCUUCCUCGCGACCAUCGCCUUCUCCUUCGCCAGCGGGAUGCUGGUUGCACACAUCUUUGGCACACUCCUCUAUUGGAGGACCGCAGCAGUCGCUUGUGGAAGCUUCUACGUUGUAUCUCUCAUUCUCAUCUCUAUACCACCAGAGACUCCACCAUACUUAGCUUCUAAAGGCAAGAACAACGAAUGUCGUAAAUCAUUCAGAUGGUUCAGAGGUGACGAUGAAGAUUCAGAGAAAGAAUUGGAAGUUUUAUUAAACAGUCAGAAAAAGAAGUUAACACCGAAAGUGGCCCAGUUUACAUUCUACCGACAGAUGGUUACUAAACCGGAAUUUUAUAAGCCAACUGUCAUAAUGAUGUUCAUGUUUGUUUUAUUCCAAAUAUCUGGAAUGACUGUGGUACCGUCUUAUACUGUUCCCAUGAUGGAGGAUGUUUCUGGUGGAACUAUAGAAGCAUAUACAAGUAUGCUUAUGGUUGACGUCGUUAGAUUCAUUACAGCUGUCAUAGCUUGUGUUGUUGUCAACAAGCUGCGGAGAAGAACCGUUCUUUUCCUAGGAAUCGUGAUCAGUGUUGUCUCCCUUUUGACUGCUGCGUUGCUUCUUUAUCUAAGAGACUUGGGAUAUAUUCCAGAAGGAUAUAAAUGGACGCCCGUCGUGCCUACACUAUUUUACAUUUUUGGCAAAACCCUCGGUAUCUUACCCAUACCCUGGGCGAUCGCUGGUGAAAUCUUUCCCCUGGCGUACAGAAGUAUCGGCAGUGGUAUUUCUGGAAUGUUCCUUUCUAUUAUGUUCUUCGUCGUUGUGAAAACUGCACCGACUUCGUUCAGACAAAUAGGUAUUAACGGAACAUUUUGUGUUUAUGGAAUCUGCAUCGCUAUUUGUGGGAUUUUCUUGUACUUUUUACUGCCAGAAACAAAAGGGAAGACUUUGUAUGAGAUUGAAUGUCACUUCCGUGGGGAGAAGGAGAAAGAUGUGUGCGAGAGAGACAUGAUGUUAGAACUGCAGAAGGUAGAAGAGGGUUGAGAGAGAGAAAUGAUAAACAAGGAAAUGCUUUCCAGCUCUUGGGCUGGCCUCGUUUGCAGGAGGAGAAUUUCGGCUAAUUGUAGUUUUAAAUAGUAGAACAAGGAGUGAUAGUACACAAUGUCUGUUUUAACGUAAGAAGGUACGA
Molecule: messenger RNA, 1621 nt
Organism: Papilio machaon (common yellow swallowtail)
Lineage: Eukaryota; Metazoa; Arthropoda; Insecta; Lepidoptera; Papilionidae
Product: facilitated trehalose transporter Tret1
Exons: 4
Coding region: 52-1476 (474 amino acids)
Biological process (GO): transmembrane transport
Cellular component (GO): membrane
Molecular function (GO): transmembrane transporter activity
Source: RefSeq, a predicted model, not a curated record